AACCUGGAUAAACGAAGGUGGAGGCGAGUCAUAGCUGGCGCUGGCGCUGGCACCUGACCUGGUGGUGAACGUUCGCGUCAAUUAACGUAAAGAAGAAACGUCAAGCGGAUUUGCACGCGUCGACGAGGAACGACGCGUGUUCGGUCGGAUUCUCAGGUCUUCAAUCGUGAUUCCGAAGGCGACUUUCCCGUUUCAGGACCGACUCCAGGGUAAGGGGAGUCGUCGGGUACAUUUUCGAGUAUGCGAUGCCUGCGCGCAGACGACGCGGUUGCUCGGAAUCGUACAACGAUCCCCUGAUCCUGAACCUGAUUAGCGGCUGUGACGGCUACAAGUUAGGUUACGAUGAUCACGAAUUGGGGCUAGAGGACCACCAGGAACCCUACCAAGAAGACGUUUCGUUUGGGACGAAUUCCCCUCCGGCAGCGACCAUGACGUCCAGGGAUCGGACCAACGAAUUCGUCAAUGCCAUCCGCGUUAUGCGGGGCAGGAUAUCCAGCAACCCAAAGAACCUCUCCGACACUCGUCAGGCUCGACGGUUUCAGAGUUACUCCAACUUCAUGAUGAUCGCUAAGAACAUCGGCAAGAACAUUGCCAGCACGUACACCAAGCUGGAGAAACUCGCAUUAUUGGCAAAGAAAAAAUCGAUAUUUAAUGACAGACAAGUGGAAAUAGAUGAACUGACCAAUAUUAUAAAGACAGAUUUAAGUAGUUUAAAUCAACAAAUAGCAAAACUGCAGGAAAUGAGUAAAAACCAGCGAGAUGGUUCGAGUUCCUCGCAGAUACGACACAUUGCCUCUCAUUCUUCUUCGGUAGUCGUGACGUUACAAUCGAAACUGGCAAACAUGUCGAAUCAUUUUAAGAACGUCUUGGAAGUACGAUCCGAGAACAUGCGAGAAGAACAGAAUCGACGAGACCAAUUUACACAAGGAUCUGUAACUGCAUUGGUACCAUCGACAGUAGUCUCUCGUACUCAAAACAUGCUACUUUUACAAGAACAAGAUGCAUCGCCUUCUGUUAGUAUAGAUCUCGAAACAGCUUCGGGUCAGCAACUUACAAUGCAUAGGCCUAUGUAUGACGAUACGGAUGCCUAUGUAAGAUCAAGGGCAGAAACCAUGCAAAAUAUUGAAUCGACCAUAGUUGAGCUGGGCGGUAUCUUUCAGCAACUAGCACAUAUGGUUAAAGAACAGGAAGAGAUGGUUGAAAGGAUAGAUAGCAAUAUCGAGCAUACCGAAAUGAACGUGGAAGCAGCGCAUUCGGAAAUUUUGAAAUACUUUCAGUCUGUGACAAAUAAUCGGUGGUUGAUGAUUAAAAUAUUCGCAGUUCUCAUAUUUUUCUUCAUAUUCUUUGUAGUAUUUUUGGCAUAGGAUAAACACCACGCGUAGCAAUAAUUAUUAUUGUAUAAUUUUGUAUAGAGCAAUAGUUUGUAAAAGACGGGUAACUAUCAACGGUCGUUGAAUUCAAGGCAUUUUCAUUUUUCUUAAACCGAUUUCAAACUGGGGAAAGGUCAGAUCCUUAACAAACAUAUACCACAAUGUGCUCGAUACAAUGUCUACAACCAGAUGAACAUUUCCAAUGAUUUUGCAAGUUAAAAGUGUCACUUGUACAUUGUACUGUAUAUCUUAACAUUAAAUUAAAUGCGUCGAAUCAGCUCGGAUAAUAAAUGUGUACUUUUCAAGAUAA
Molecule: messenger RNA, 1680 nt
Organism: Orussus abietinus
Lineage: Eukaryota; Metazoa; Arthropoda; Insecta; Hymenoptera; Orussidae
Gene: Syx5
Product: syntaxin-5
Exons: 5
Coding region: 246-1364 (372 amino acids)
Biological process (GO): vesicle fusion; intracellular protein transport; endoplasmic reticulum to Golgi vesicle-mediated transport
Cellular component (GO): Golgi membrane; endomembrane system; SNARE complex
Molecular function (GO): SNARE binding; SNAP receptor activity
Source: RefSeq, a predicted model, not a curated record